Haliotis rufescens (red abalone) is the source of this 3664-nucleotide messenger RNA. RefSeq names its product calcium-responsive transcription factor-like. The record is from RefSeq and is a predicted model, not a curated record. Lineage: Eukaryota; Metazoa; Mollusca; Gastropoda; Lepetellida; Haliotidae. Gene Ontology annotation, biological process: regulation of transcription by RNA polymerase II. Gene Ontology annotation, molecular function: RNA polymerase II cis-regulatory region sequence-specific DNA binding; DNA-binding transcription factor activity, RNA polymerase II-specific. The transcript is spliced from 14 exons. Gene Ontology annotation, cellular component: nucleus. Bases 450 to 2579 code for a protein of 709 amino acids.
UAUUAAUAUUUCAUCAAAUGGAAAUUUAACACAAAAGAAAAAGGAAUCAUUGGGAUUUAAACAUAUGUAGAUCUACCUCAAAACUUACACUCAUUUGGCAGAAAACUCAGUCAUUACAUACAACUCUCUCCAGAUCGAUAUUAGAUCUACAAGAUAUUUCACAUUAUUGAUAAUCAUGAUAAUACUGUUUUUUAGUAAGUUCUUUUCAUCUCUGCACAGAUUAAUGAAAAUACAAAGAAAACAAAUCUAUUUCAGUAUUCAGCAUUAUAUUACAAUUAUCGGCAAAAAAUCAGAAUCAGAAUAGUUAAGGCAAUGUAUCAAACACUUUCAACCAGUCAUUCCAGAGGACUUGUAUCCUGCACCAAAAGGUUACGACUGCCUAUGUGGUCUAGGAUAAAACAUGGAUUGGUUGUCAGCAGGAGAGCUACUGACCACUGUCAGUCACCACGAUGACCAAAGACGAUGGAGUGAGCUCCAGCUCCGACGUUGUCGUGGUUGGAAUUCCUGUUGUCAGCAGCGGCAACAUUGAUGGUAGCAUCAUUGACCUCCCCCUCACAGCUAUCUCAAAAGCGGAGAUAAGUUCAGAGAUUGACGUUGCUUCUGCAGGAUUUGUUAACAAUUCUUUUCUUGGCAGUGUUCGUACAGACAAUGCAACCCUUCAGAGCCUCCUGGCUGCUCCGAUAACCACCCCUCAGAUACUGGCCAACCCAGACACCAUACAGAUCAUCACGGUGCCCACUGCUGCCGACCUCAUCACGACCUCGCAGCCAGAUGGCGCUGGUAAAGUCUGGCAGGUCAUCCCGAACAUCAACAACCCUGAGAUCGCCACCAUCAUCGCCGUCAGUGAUCCUUCGGAGCUUCUCCAGCAUAUGCAAGUUAAGCCAGAUACAACAGAUGGCAUGGGUCAGUUUGAUGCCCAGUUUGUGACAACUGCUGACUCUGCAGGGGUCACCUGCUCCACCGACAACCUCCUCAUGCCCCCUCCCCAGCCGCCACCCCAGGCCCUCCCCCCGGACUGUCCCACCUGGGCCGCAAGGUUGAAGAACUGUGAGAGAAUCGGUGAUUCCUACCGAGGCUACGUUGAGAGUGAGGUCGAACUUGACCUUCUGCUGACCUUCCACAAGCAGCAGACGCAGAGCUUCUGGGGCACCCGCCAGUCCCCGAGUCCAGCGAAGCCGUCCACCCGCCUCAUGUGGAAGUCCCAGUAUGUGCCCUUUGAUGGCAUCCCGUUUGUUAAUGCAGGGAGUCGAGCUGUGGUGCAGGAGUGUCAGUAUGGACCGAGACGGAAGGGGAACCCCAAGAAGCAGCUGGACAUCCCCAUCAAGGGGGAGUACAGGCAGACAUGUCCUGCAAGAAUAUACAUCAAGAAAGUGAGAAAGUUCCCCGAGUUUUAUGUAUCAACAACACUAGAUAAGAAAUCCUUAAAGAUUGCCAUGGACAAAGCAUUUCAAGACCUGAAAGACAGGGGCGUCGACGGCUGGGGGCAGGAGAGAUACUAUGUCCAGCUCCCGACGGAGAAAGCUCACGAAUUCCAUGAAGAUGUUCCCCAGCCCCCCAAGUUGAUGAUUACCCCGGCCAAGUUAGAGUUUGACGACACCGACUGUGGCGAGCAGCGGCUACACCCUCGGGUCGUGCAGAAAAUACGAGAGAUGGUCUCGGCAGGAGAAACUAGAGUCUACGCCAUACGCAAACAACUAAGGGUGUUUGUGGUGAAGGAGUUGUGUCACGGGGGAGAAACUCCAGAACGCCAUGAUCUCACCUUGUUCCCGACUGUCAACGAUCUCAAGAAUCACAUUCAUCAAGCUCUCAAAGACAUCGAAAAUGGCUCUCUACCACUCACGGCUUCAACUGUGAAUGUCGAAAUAAUCACCAACCAGGAUGGAACAUCCACAUCAUCACUGGACCCUCACGGGGAGCUGCAGUCCUUUGACCCCUCCAUACUGUCUGGGGUAGCACCUGGAGAGGAUGGGCCCAUGCCAGAGACUGUCACUGUCACCCUCACACAGAACCCUGGAGAAGAUGGCCACCACAUCAUAUCUCGCAUCGAGACCCACCUGAGCGACGGCACCACCCAAGUGAGCACCACCCUCACCCCGGAGACGGCCCAGCUACUGUCCCGCCUACACCCGGGGAUGUUCCCAGCCGGCAGUCUGCUACAGCUCUCGCCGAUGCAAGGACCCACCACUGCACAGGAGAUGGGGUCCUCACAGGACAUCGUCGUCGGCAGUGCCAUGGGAGAUGAUGCAGAGCAGAAUUGUGAUGAUAUGGAGACCUCCCAGAAUGCCGAUGCACUUGACGGGACAACCCCGCUACAUAUCGUUGACACUCAGAUCAUACAUAAUGAUGAUUGUGAUGAUGAAGAUGAAGGUGAAGACAUGGGGAAUGUGGACACUUCACUGGAGCAGGCACACAUGAAUCACACUCAGAUGCACCAGACACACAUUGAUCAGGACGACCUUGAUCAGGCUCAGAUGGCUCAGGCACACCUGGAGCAGACACACAUGAUAGCAGUGUCUUCCAUGGAAGAUGAGCAUGGAUUGGUGCAUCUGACAACAGCUACCUCUCACCCUGGUAUCUGACUAUAUGGCUGAGACCUUGUCAGCAUGUCUCAAGUGUGGCCAAUGUGUUGUCGGCAUAUUUCACUAACCCUGCCUCAGUGUGUGUUUGAGGUCUUGUCUUUUAUUAAUAUCUCACUGUGGUUGAGAUUGAUAUCCCACUAUGUGGCUAAGAUGUUGUUAAGAUGUUUAACUAUGUGGUCAUCAUGUCUAAAUUUUGUUGGCAAGAUCUUGUCACUGUAUUGCACAUGUACAUGAGAUCAAGAUAUCUCACAUAUGGCUGAGAUCUUGUCUUCAUCACUCACUAUCUCACCGAGACGUCAGCAUAUCUCACAUGUGGUUAAGAUCUUGUCAACAUAUCUCACAUGUGGCUGAGAUCUUGUCAACAUAUCUCACAUGUGGCUGAGAUCUUGUCAACAUAUCUCACAUGUGGCUGAGAUCUUGUCAACAUAUCUCACACGUGCUGAUAUCAUGUCUUCAUCACUCACUAUCUCGCCGAGACUUCAACAUGUCUCACAUGUGGUUGAGAUCUUGUCAACAUAUCUCACAUGUGGCUGAGAUCUUGUCAAUGUAUCUCACACGUGGCUGAUAUCAUGUCAAUGUAUCUCACACAUGGCUGAGAUCUUGUCAACAUAUCUCACAUGUGGUUGAGAUCUUGUCAACAUAUCUCACACAUGGCUGAGAUCUUGUCAACGUAUCUCACACGUGGCUGAUAUCAUGUCAAUGUAUCUCACACAUGGCUGAGAUCUUGUCAACAUAUCUCAUGUGGCUGAGAUCUUGUCAACAUACCUCACAUGUGGCUGAGAUCAUGUCAACCUUUUUCACAUAUGACUGAGAUCUUGUCUUCAUCACUCACUAUCUCACCGAGACGUCAACAUAUCGCACAAUGUGGCUGAAACAAUGUCAACAUAUCUCACAUGUGGCUGAGAUCUUAUCUUCAUCACUCACUAUCUCACCAAGAUGUCAACAUAUCGCACAAUGUGGCGAGAUCAUGUCAACAUAUCUCACUGUAUUUCACCGAGACGUCUGCAUUCUUCACCCUGCGGCUGACUAUCACUGUGAUUGCGCUGACUCUGCUGUGUAUGGCUGGGGAACUGACUACAUGAUUU